Molecule: messenger RNA, 541 nt
Organism: Myotis daubentonii (Daubenton's bat)
Lineage: Eukaryota; Metazoa; Chordata; Mammalia; Chiroptera; Vespertilionidae
Product: cytochrome c oxidase assembly factor 4 homolog, mitochondrial-like
Biological process (GO): mitochondrial respiratory chain complex IV assembly
Cellular component (GO): mitochondrial intermembrane space
Source: RefSeq, a predicted model, not a curated record
CUCAGAAGCGUUCCCGGUGCGUGCCAAGCGGAUGUGCGGGAGCGCGCGUUCAGGGCCUCUCGUCUGCCUUUUCGAGAUUCCCAAAGAUGUCAACUCAAGGACAUACUUGGGCCCAUCAGGUGAAGAAAGAGGGUGAGGAAGAGGACCCCCUGGACCUGCUGAUCUCCCGCUCUGGCUGUGCUGCUUCCCACUAUGCAGUGCAGGAGUGCAUGGCCCAGCACCAGGACUGGCGACAGUGCCAGCCACAGGUGCAGGCCUUCAAGGACUGCAUGAGUGAACAGCAGGCAAGACAGCGAGAGGAGCUGCAGAGGAGGAAGGAGCAAGACAGUACCCACAGCUGAGCCCCCAAACCAUCUAUCCCAAGAGCAUGGCCUGCAGAAACUAGCACCCAGACAAAUCCUAAACAGUGGAAGUGUGGGCCAAAAGGUAUAAAACUCCGGGAUAGUCUUUGGGAUUGAGGUUGAGAGCCAGGCAGCCAUGGGCUUGGACAUGACUGUCAUAAAGAAAGAGCUGUCAUAUUUUAUUUGUUUAAAAAUCUUUA